AUGUCCGCCGAAGGCCCCGAAGCAAUCCCCACCUCCGCGGACCCCCGCUCCAAGCGUCCCACAAAGAAGCGCGCCCUCACCCCGACCUCCGCCCAAGCCGCCUCCCUCGAGUCCCUCUUCGCAAAGCCCGACCAAGAGAUCCGCCUGCCGCCUCCCCCCAGCGCACUCGUUCCGGGAAGCAAACGGCCCCCGCCGCCCGAAAUCGUCACAAACGUCCAGGGCUCCAGCGCGGGUGCCGGCUCCGGCGAGUUCCACGUCUACAAGGCCGCCCGCAGGCGCGAGUACGAGCGCCUGAGGGAGAUGGACGAGGAGGUCAAGCGCGAGCGCGAGCAGGCCGAGUUCGAGAAGAGCAGGGCCGAGAAGCUGCGCAGGGACGAGGAGAAGACGAGGAAGAACCGCGAGAAGAGGGAGAAGGCCAAGGCGCGCAAGGCGAAUAAGGGGAAAGGAGGUGAUGCCAAUAGCAACGGCAAUGGCAACACAAAAGGGCCCAGUGGGAAUGCGAAUGCGAAUGGCAAUGGUACGGCGACAUCAGCAGGCCCCGGAUCGGACGAUGCCUCGCGAGAAAAAGGAAAGCCGGAAACGGACGACAACGGGAGGAAUGGCAGUGAUAAUCCGACAACUGCUUCUGCAGAACCUGCGGUUGGCCUCGUCAUUCACGAUGAUGACUGA
Trichoderma citrinoviride is the source of this 669-nucleotide messenger RNA. Its product is annotated as DUF1168-domain-containing protein. NCBI's taxonomy places the organism in Eukaryota, Fungi, Ascomycota, Sordariomycetes, Hypocreales, Hypocreaceae. Gene Ontology annotation, molecular function: double-stranded RNA binding; protein kinase inhibitor activity; protein kinase binding. The record is from RefSeq and is a predicted model, not a curated record. Gene Ontology annotation, biological process: negative regulation of protein kinase activity. Gene Ontology annotation, cellular component: nucleolus. The transcript has a single exon. Bases 1 to 669 code for a protein of 222 amino acids.